Molecule: messenger RNA, 1033 nt
Organism: Paramecium sonneborni
Lineage: Eukaryota; Ciliophora; Oligohymenophorea; Peniculida; Parameciidae
Source: the annotation of a GenBank genome assembly
AUGAUUUUUGAUCUUUAACCACCAUCUCCAUCUGUAUCUCCCAACUCCAGAGUUAGAUACUAUUAGGAAUAGUUAGAUAAAGCUCAUGAAAUUAUAGACUAACUAGAAAUUUUACUUCAUGAAAAAGAACUACAAAAAUCUUAAUCUAAUAAUUCUUCUUUUUGCUAAACUACUAUCCCUCCUCUUCAAUUUCAUUCCAAAUCUCCUAGUAUUAUUAGUGAAAGAUCAAAAAGUUAUGUUGCCACUCCAUAAUAAUACUCUACUCCAAGAGAUCUAAGGAAUAGAAUGUCUAUGGGAAAUUCUAAUUCUAUCAAAUAUAUUGAAGAAAUGAAAACAAGACAUACUGAACUUGUCUUAUAAUUCAAAGAAGAUAACUCAUAAAGAGAAUUAAAAAAUAAAGAAAUCAAUGAUCAUAUCUAAGAACUAAAAACAGAAUUAAUUUAUUGUUAAUAAAAACAAAAUAUCACUAAAAAAGAAAAAACAUAAUCUUAGUAAUAAUUAGAACAUCUCUAAAAUGAAAUUGAAAACAUUCAAUUACAUUUGCAUAAAUCUAAACAGUAAGGAUUACUUUUAAUACAAAAACUUCAACAAUUUAAAUAAGAUACUAAACAAAUUGAAUUACUUUAACAAGAAUCAGAAAUUAUUUCAAAAUUUGCAACUCCUCAACGACAUUAAAAUCAAAAUUUCUAAAAUUCUACUAGUCACAAAAAACUUAUGUAAAAUUUAUAACAAUAAAUUGAAUAACUAGAAGCUUAAAAACAAUAAUAUUUUAACACUUCUGUUUCAAAUUUUUAAGAAAAAGAAAUUGAAACCAAUCAUAUCAAUAAUGAUGAGAUUGUAACUAAAUUUAAUAUUAUUUUUUUAGAUUUAAACUUAAUAAAACCCAAGAAUUGAUACUUUAGAUGAUAUUAGAUUAGUAACAGAAUCUUGUUAUAAAUUAAACACCUAAAUAGAUUAAGAUAAUGAAUCAGUAAGGUCUUUUAAAAUCAAAAAAUAGAAACCCAGAAGUUGUGAAUUAUGUGUCAUUUUCUGA